AUGACCAACCCUGCAGUCAGCAACGAGGACUUCUACAAGGCCAUCAUCAAGCAUGCUAAGGAGAAACCGGUCGUGGACUACGAUGCCUUGGCUACAGAGAUUAACAUCAGUGUCGGCGGUGCUGGGAACAAAGUGCGUGCCUUUUUGAAAGAACUCGAGGGAGCUGGCGCUGCAUGGGCGAGCCAGGACGGUGGCCAGGCCACCGCUGGUGCCAAAGCUCCCCUCGUUGCGGGUGCCAAGCGCAAGCGUGCUGCACAGAAGAAAGUGAAGGAUAAGGCUGGCGGUGAAGGGGCCGCUGCUGCUGCCACUGCCGCCGCCAAGAUUGGUGAUGACGGCCCUGCCUCUGACAACUCACCUCCAAGAAAGAAGCCAGGUCGUGCCUCUUUUUCUGACAAGUCGCCUCCAAGAAUCAGGCCAGCUCGUGUCAAGGACGGUGUCAAGGCCAAGAAUAAGGGCAAAGGCAAAGAAAUCAUCGUUGCUACUUCCGACAAAGAACCAAACAACGAGAAGUCAGCUCGUAGUAAAGCUCACGCCAAAGUCAUGCAGUCUACACCCACCAACAACAGCGGAGUCGAAGGCGAAGAGGUCAGCGUUACUACCUCCAACCUAGAGCCAGCCAGGAGCUUGCUUGUAGCUCGCGGUAAGGCUCUCGCUAAGUUUAUGCAGUCUACACCCACCAACAACAGCGGAGUCGAAGGCAAAGAGCUCAGCGACGCUCCUGAUAAGAAGGACGCGAAGCCUGGAAAGGAGAGAGCUGCUGCGAAGCCUGAGACCCUGCCCACAAUUCCCGCCGCCGACAGCGAUGUGAAUGAAGACGCUCUCGCUUCCGACGAGAAUGACGACGCUUCAGCUACCUACGAGGAUGAAGACGAUCCAGCUACCGACGAGGAUCAAUAUUCUCUCCCUUCCGCCGUGAAUGAAGACGAUCUUGCUUCCGAGGAUGAAGAUGCCCUCGCUUCCGACAAGGAUGAAGACGAUCUCGCUUCCGAGGAUGGAGAUGUUGUCACUUCCGACGAGGAUGAACUUGAGGGGCCCCCUUGGAUGUACGAACUACUCAACGCACCUACGCCACCCGCGAGAUUCAUGGAGCUCCAUGAGGUGCUUGAAUGGUACGAGCAUAUCCCUGCGAGGCCAGCCGAUCCUUGGACCUCAGACGAAGAUUCGGACAAGGACGAGGUCGACAAUGCCAAGAAGAACGAGGGUGAGAAUACCAAGAAGGACGAGGUCGAGAACACCGGGAAAAACGAGGCCGAGAAUCCCAAGAAAGAAUGA
This is a messenger RNA of Cladophialophora yegresii CBS 114405, 1272 nucleotides long. RefSeq lists its product as uncharacterized. NCBI's taxonomy places the organism in Eukaryota, Fungi, Ascomycota, Eurotiomycetes, Chaetothyriales, Herpotrichiellaceae. The transcript is spliced from 2 exons. Bases 1 to 1272 code for a protein of 423 amino acids. The record is from RefSeq and is a predicted model, not a curated record.